CUGUCGUAUUGAACGAUUUGUGAGUAGUUCAGUUUUAACUCUCAAACGGGACUUUGGGGGUCGGAUCCGACCCACAGUUCUAUUUCUCUCGGUCUUAUUCUUCCCUCUCGUUGCAUACGGUCGAACCGUACCGAAUAUUCCGUUUCAAACCACCGUACCGUUUGAGGGUUAAGAACAAAAGCUGAAGUCGAGAACAACAACCAAGAAUCAGUGUUAAGUGAACCGUUCCAACGUGCGUGCAAUAUCUUGAAUAUCCAGCUAGUGCUGCUGUCGCUGGUAUUCGGGAGAACUAAGUUUGUCUGAAGCGUCAUUUCUGCUUAACUUUAUCCACGUGCUACCUAAAUACCUAUAUUUCGGACGAUAGUUUGUGGUUUAUCUGUGAAGAAACGUCACUGUCAAACUGCGUUUGUGUCAUGGAGUCGAAACACGAUGAAUUACUUUUACAAAUUUUGAAGGAUGAACUGAACAUAACCAAUUUUUUGAAUACGUUCUUCGGUUUUAUGUACAGAUGUUUCAUUCUUUUUAGCACCGACUUUUAUGUUGAAUCGACACAAGACCAGAAGUUGGGUUUUCCAGCAGGGGUUGCUGAAGACUUAGUCUUAAAAAUCUAUCGGAAGUGGAAAAGUAGAUUUGAAGCUGACAAUCUGUCCAGAUCUGAGGCCCAGGCUCAAACCUCAGAAUUGCUGGAGCCUACCGAAGUAGUUGAAGUAGAAGUCGAAACCAGCAGUAACCAAAUAGACGACGAGCCGAUAAAGACUUACAAAACGCCGGUACAGCCAUCUGACAGCUAUAACGGAGCUGUUAGAGAAAAUUACACUUGGUCGCAGACGAUAAGCGACGUUGAUGCACUUGUCAACAUUCCUUCAAAUAUCGAAUCGGCAAAAGACUUGAGGGUUGAUAUAACUGCCCAAAAAAUAAGAAUAGCUGUGAAAACGGAACGCCUUAGAGAAAAUAAUUCUCUGGACAAAUAUUCUGACGAUGCUACAGACUCUGAAUGGAUUGUCACCUUCGACGAAGAACUCAGCUUUAAAACGCAAAGAGAGGAAUCUAUGUGGUGCAUUAUACCCGGGUACUACGUCCAUGUUCAUUUGGAAAAAGCAACCGAAAGAUGGUGGGAGGCUCUAACUAAGGGUGAGCCGCACAUAGAUUUGACUAAAAUUGAUUGCUCCCGACCAAUUGAGGACUUGGGAGCAAAUGAACAGAUGAAAGUUCAAGAACUGAUGUGGAAUCACCAGCAAAAACUUCUUGGAAAGCCGACAUCUGAGCAAUGUAAUUUGGAAAGAGUUUUAAAAAAAGCGUGGAAUGCUGAGGGAUCCCCAUUUAAGGGCACUGAAUAUGAUCCAAGUGUGCUUCAGUAUAACUAAAUUUGAUUUUCCGGAAAAGUAAAGUCAAAACAGAGGGUCGAAAGCCAGUACCACUGAAAACAAAAUAGGUACAUCAAUUAUUUGAAUAUUUUGAACACAUUUAUGUUAAUCGUUUUUGCAUUUUAAUAUUUUACGAUCAUCAACGGGUCCGUAUUUUAAAACAUGUUUUUCCCCUGACUUUUUUAUUUUGCGCGGCGCAGCAAACGAAAUGAGUGAUAACAUUUUAUAUCGUACGAAAUACUAUUGUGUGUAAAAAAUGUAAAAAAGUACAAAUACAUACUAUAUUCACUUAUUGUAA
This is a messenger RNA of Neodiprion fabricii, 1662 nucleotides long. RefSeq names its product nudC domain-containing protein 3. The transcript is spliced from 5 exons. Gene Ontology annotation, cellular component: cytoplasm. The record is from RefSeq and is a predicted model, not a curated record. NCBI's taxonomy places the organism in Eukaryota, Metazoa, Arthropoda, Insecta, Hymenoptera, Diprionidae. The coding region runs from base 414 to 1364 and encodes 316 amino acids. Gene Ontology annotation, biological process: protein folding.